Racocetra fulgida is the source of this 2382-nucleotide messenger RNA. NCBI's taxonomy places the organism in Eukaryota, Fungi, Glomeromycota, Glomeromycetes, Diversisporales, Gigasporaceae. The record is from the annotation of a GenBank genome assembly.
AUGACAACAAACUCAGAACCAACAAAACCUACACUCACAGUUCUAAUCGAUAAUUAUGAUUCAUUUACAUGGAACAUCUAUCAAUACAUUUCAGAACUUGGUGCCGAAGUUCAAGUUUUCAGAAAUGAUCAGAUUACCGUCGAACAGAUCAAAGCGCUUAAUCCAAAAAAUAUAAUAAUCUCUCCUGGUCCGGGUGCUCCGUCAUCCAAUGUAGGAAUUUCUCGGGAUGCUAUUUUAGCCUUUGCCGGAAAUAUUCCAAUAUUAGGUGUUUGUCUUGGUGAACAAUGUAUUUUUGAAGUAUUCGGUGGUAAGGUCGAUUACGCUGGUGAAAUUGUUCAUGGGAAAACCUCAACUAUAAAGCAUGAUGGUAAAGGAAUUUAUAUAGGCGUACCGAAUGAAAUUACUGCGACUCGUUAUCAUUCUUUAGCUGCUAAACCUUCAACCGUCCCUGAAGAAUUGGAAAUUACAAGUUGGAGUGAAACAAAUGUUAUAAUGGGUGUAAGACAUCGUGAAUUCACAAUUGAAGGUGUUCAAUUUCAUCCUGAAAGUAUUCUUAGUGACCAUGGCAAAACAAUACUUGGCAAUUUCUUGAAGCUUCAAAAUGGAAAGUGGGAUGACAAUCCUGAAUUUGGUGUAAAAGCACCAUUAUCUAAAACUUUUGUACAAACAAAAUCUAUUCCAUCAAUUUUGGAGAAAAUACGUAAUCAACGACUAGAAGAUAUCAAAAUAGCUAAAAAACAACCGGGUUCUUCACCUCAUGAUUACAUGAAAUUAUUAUCUCUCCAUGUCGCACCUCCAUUAAUUGAUUUUGUCUCUAGAAUUAAACAAACAUUGCCUAAAUAUCCUGCCAUAUUUGCUGAGGUUAAGCGUGCAUCACCCAGUAAAGGAAAUAUUGAUCUAUCAGUUAAUGCUGCAGAACAAGCCUUAACAUAUGCAAGAGCUGGUGCUUCUGUGAUUUCAGUAUUAACAGAAACUAAAUGGUUUAAGGGUACUUUGAAUGAUAUGCGACAGGUUCGUGAUAUAUUGGCGACUAUUCCAAAUCGUCCAGCCAUUUUACGUAAAGAUUUCAUCGUGGAUACUUAUCAGAUUAUGGAAGCACGACUUUUUGGUGCUGAUACCGUGUUGUUGAUAGUAGCUUUAUUGUCAGACGAACAACUUACAAAAUUAUAUAAAUUUUCUAAACAUCUUGGUAUGGAACCUUUAGUAGAAGUUAAUAAUAAAGAAGAAAUGGAAAGAGCUGUGAAAUUAGGGGCAAAAGUAAUUGGAGUCAACAACCGAAAUCUUCACACUUUUGAUGUGGAUAUGAAUACGACCACCAUGUUAGCGGACAUGGUACCUGAAGGUGUUAUUUUGGCCGCAUUAAGUGGAAUAACUAAGCGGGAAGAUGUGGUGGCGUAUGUUGAACAGGGUGUUAAAGCAUUAUUGAUCGGAGAAGCAUUGAUGAAGGCAAUUAAUAAGAGAGCAUUUAUUCAUGAACUUUUAGCAUUAGAAGAAUCACCAAAACCAACUGUUAAAGUUAAGGCGCCUCCAAGUCCAUUGGUUAAGAUAUGUGGUGUGUCAACACUUGAAGCGGCAAUGUGUGCAGCUGACGCAGGGGCAGAUUUUAUUGGUCUCAUAUUUGCGAAUUCUAAAAGACAAGUUCAAAUUGAUCAAGCUUUAGAAAUAGUAGCGGUAAUUCGCGAGCUUCAAUCAGAAAAGGGACAAGAGAAAGUUGAGAUAAUUGAACAAUCUCAAGAGGAUAUUAUCAAAUUAUCAGGAAAAAAUAAUUGGUUUAAAUUGCAGGCAUCGAGAGUAAUUCAUAAUACACGUAAACCAUUAUUAGUAGGAGUAUUUCAAAAUCAAUCAUUAGAAUAUAUUACAACUGUUGUAGAUUAUUUAAAAUUGGACUUAGUUCAAUUACAUGGUGAUGAAUCGUUAGAUCUGGCAAAAUUUAUACCAGUGCCAGUUAUUAAAGCGUUUCAUAUCGACGAUGAAUUCAAAAAUCCUACACUUGUAACUCAACCUGGUUAUAAUGCUUUAUGUUUAUUAGAUACGAAAGUUCCAUUGGUUUCUAACGGCAUAGAAGAAAAUAAGGUAGAAAAAAAUAAAGGAGAAGCAGAGGAAAGUAAGAAGCAUAAGCAUCAGGGAGGAGCAGGUAAAGCAUUUGAUUGGAGUAUAGCAUUAAAAAUUAAAGAAAGUGUAUCGAAAAAACGGGUUGGUGGAAAAAAUGGGUUUCCACUAAUUUUGGCAGGAGGACUGACGCCAUCGAACGUAAUUGAAGCUAUUGAAAAAGUUAAACCGUGGGCUGUUGAUGUUUCUAACAAAAAGGAUGUAAAAAAUGGUGAAAGUGUUAAGCAGAAAAACGAUUGUGAAGGAUCCGUAGGGAUCCCAAAGGCUUUAUAA